Stylonychia lemnae is the source of this 1371-nucleotide messenger RNA. NCBI's taxonomy places the organism in Eukaryota, Ciliophora, Spirotrichea, Sporadotrichida, Oxytrichidae. The record is from the annotation of a GenBank genome assembly.
AUGCGAGUCAGCUGCUUCACAAAUCAUAAGGUUUAUCACUAUUGGCAAAUAUCCCACAGGAUUCUAUUUUAGAAAGCGCCAAGAGUAUUCAUCUCUAUUAUCGUCUUUGAUUACAGUGAUUGGAAUCUUACUAUUCUUAGCAUUUAAAACUAUGUACGUGAAGAAGUAGGAAUGAUUGAAAAAGUCAAUGGAGAAGAAGUAAUCAAAAGAUUAAAUUUGGAAAUAAACUUUCAAUAUGUCAUCGAAAUCUACUCAGAUUUCCUAAGUGUGAAUUAAAUGGAAAAAUUAGAAGAAUUUAUUUCGGUAGAGUGUUAAGUCUUCCUAGGAGAUGCUGACACUAGAUAGUUCUAAAAUUAUACUCGAAAAGUAAAAUGGUUCAAUCACUUCAAAAGGGGUGUUUACUUUGAACCAUUUUAGGAGAUGACGAUCUCUUACACUUUCGAGUUAAAUGAUUUGAUUGGAAACACUAAAUUAGAAACGGAUGAGAUAUAAACAGGGUGCUAAAUAAAAGCAGAUGAGGAUAAAAUAAAUAAUCUAAAUUUGACCUCUAAGUAUUUCCCUACAGAAUUAUGGAAUAUCAAAUAUAAUGAAUAUUAUUUUGACAACUAGCAUUUUCUUACUUUACCAUACGCCAAAAAGACUAAGAUUAGUUAAGGUGGAGAAUAAAUUACCUAUGUAAUAGAUCAUUUAGUAGUCAAGAGAACAGAUGACAUAAUAUAGAUCAAACCAGAUUAUUACUAGGAAAACUUUCCACAGAAAAUCUCAAAGUCAUAUUUAAUUCAAGAUAAGUCCAAUACUGGUUUUAGAGCAACUUUUACUGGAAGUUAAAAUAAGAUUGAAUUGAUUACGCUAACACCUAAAUCUUUAGGCUCGGGUAUUUCUUAGAUUGGUGGCUAUCUAUCCUUACUAAUGCUUCUUGUUGUCAUUUUGAGAAUACUUCAUAAAAUAUGUUUUAACUACAAACUCUAAAAGGAACUUCAUAUAGAGCUAGUUAAUUCCUAAGCAUUUAUCAAGAAUAAUGAGGAUAAUGAUGUGAGGAAUUUUUAUAGCUAUGAAUCAUUCCUUAAGAUGAAGCUAGAAUUGGAAGAUUGCAAGGACAAAUUAUAAAGAGUUGAUUAUGAAAAAAGAUAGAUGUAAAUAUAACUAGGUCAAAUAUAGUAAAGACUAGGUAUUCCCUAGUAGCCCAGACAACAGACUUUGAAGCCUGAAAUUUUUGAUCGAAAUUAAAGCUUUCUACUUCCAACUAUAGGAGACUAGUCCCAGGUAAGAUUAAUUGGGUCAAAUAGUGUGCUUAUGGAACAUAGAACCUUGAGUUUUAAAAAUAAUUAUAAUAGAGAUGAGGAAUUUAAAAGCAAUAACGAGCUAAAUUGA